Lecanosticta acicola is the source of this 804-nucleotide messenger RNA. The record is from the annotation of a GenBank genome assembly. NCBI's taxonomy places the organism in Eukaryota, Fungi, Ascomycota, Dothideomycetes, Mycosphaerellales, Mycosphaerellaceae.
AUGACUCGUUGCAUUCCCAUACCGGGCAACAUCAGUCUCGCUGAUGAUUUGAGCCACAGCUUCAGCGAAUUCAAGACAGGCAGAAACCUUGACAGCACCAACGUAAGAUGACCGGUGGCAUACCAAGCUGACGAACGCUAAUUGUUGAUUAGCAUCGCUACUCCACGGUUGGCAUGACGACGCCAACCCCGGUCUAUGAGUCUGGAUAGAGCGAGGAGAGCAGCAACAGACUAAUAAUUUCGAGGAAUCGACCGGUGAUGGAGGCGAGGUUGAGCAGAGCGUCGCAUCCAUCAGGGACACCGAGCCCCCAAUCGGCGAAGAUGACGGCUAUGAGGUAAGCUAUCAGCUUCCACGAGCAUACCAUACUGCGUUUCCUAACACGAUUACCAGAUGCCUCGCUCGAGUGUCGACGGGGAAGAUUUUCCAACAAUUCUCUCUGAGCACAAACCGAUGCGUAUCCUGAUCCUGGCCCUCCCUCUUCUGCUUCAAAUCUGGGUCUUGACCCAGGCCUUCCAACUUGGACUCGGCUUCUGGACUGGGCUGGUGAUAUCCAUGAUUGUAAUGCCGCCCAUCGAGCUCACCGACAGUGAUUCGUUGCUCGCUGCGAAGACGCACGGCGAGCUUGCUACUAUCGGCACCUUCGACUUCGUCUCCUCCUUUAUCGACCCUCAGAAAGAGUCUACACAGCCGCUCGACGGAGGGGUCGUCUGCGGAGACGGCUGUCCUACGUUUCACUCGUGUUUUCGAACUGAAUUCAACUCACGCGCAACGAUUUGGAAAAUCACAAGCGGGCUGCUCACAUGA